Molecule: messenger RNA, 1590 nt
Organism: Racocetra fulgida
Lineage: Eukaryota; Fungi; Glomeromycota; Glomeromycetes; Diversisporales; Gigasporaceae
Source: the annotation of a GenBank genome assembly
CAAGAAACCAUGUACCCAUUAAAACCAACAUGUUUGAUAGAUUUUGAUGAAAUUUCUCCUGAACGACAUGAUUUUGCUUUAAUGUUACUUUGUUCGAGAUCACUUUAUCGCAUUCAACUAAAAUGUUUUGAACAUAAUGUUCUUAAUAAUCAAGAUAUUCGUGAUAUAGUUCAACGGGAAGUUGAUAGAUUACCUAAAUUAUUAUCGGUAAUUGGAGCAUCGUUAGAAGCGAACGGAUCUUAUAAUGCUAAUCAUCAUGAAAAUUUAAUGAUGUUAGAUUUCUGUAAACAAAUUACAAAUUCAAAUGACCCUUUAGAUAUAAUUAGAAGUCUUUUAACAGCUGAACAAAAUUCCAGAUCGUUAAAAAGUUCUAGUGAUAAAAAAGUUAAAAAAAUGUACAGAAAUCUAAUUAAUUUAAUUGAUGAUUUAAAGAAAUUUAUGCAAAAUCGUAACUCAACUGAUGAUUCAACCAAUUUAUCCUCUUCCGCUACUCGAAAACGCAACAAUUUUCGACCGGUUUAUUUCAUGGGAAAUUAUUGUGUUUGUACUGAAGGUAUUCCUGGAAGUGGAGAAGAAACUUUUAUUCAUCCGCCCACAGCACUUCUUUGGCUUCCCGUCCUUACUAAUAAGGAACGUAUCACUCAACAUACGACCUCGGCAUUUUCUUUACGUAAGAAAACAGAAUUCGCUAAAAAUAAUGGACCUUCAUUUAGACCUCAAUUAUUACGAAUGAAUUUUGUUCAAACAUUUGGUCGUAGACAAUUACAACAAUCAUCUACAACGAGAUCUUUGUCGGGAGAGAAAUCUCGUCGUGUUACGAACCAUUCUUCUUCACAAAAUUCUUUACAGCAAUCACAAUCGACUCAGAGUCAAGAUUCUCCAUCGUCUUCGUCGCAUUCACACGUGCCUGUAACAUCGAUUAAUGCGAUUCUUAAUCAUGCAUCAAUUUCUAAUACUUUUAAUACCACCAACACUACUGGUUCGUUGUCAAACGCUUUACAACCAGGGUUACAACCAGGAUUACAACCAGGAUUACAACCAGGACUACAACCAGGAUUACAACCAGCAGGAUUACAACCAGCAGGAUUACAACCAGUACUACAACCAGGAUUACAACCAGUAUUGGUUAAACCAACACCUAAACGAGUUCCUUUUUCUAUAAAUACCGAUGUCUCAAGGAUUUUAUCAGCUCCUCGGAAUGAUAUGACCUCUAAGAUGGUUGCUACUACGACCUCAUAUAUGACACCAGUUCAAUCACCAAUUACUUCUAAUUGUAAUUGUAAUUGCAGUCCAUUAAGUGCAACAUAUGAUUUCAGAAAAUUAUGCCCUUGUAUAGUCAACAUGUCAGCUAAAUCGACAUCAACAUCUCUUAAUAAUAGUCUUAAUAAUAGUCUUAAUAGUCUUAAUAAUAGUAGCAACAAUCAAUUAUUAUCUCCUCCGUUAUUUAGUGUUGGUGGAAUCGAUUUUCCUUCGAGCAAUUCGCGUUACACACCCACACGAAAUUAUAGUUAUGGGUAUAACUCGGGAGUGUCGACAAAUUACGAUGGAACGUCAUCUUCAUCUUCGUCGCGUAAAAAUUCGUUAUUUUGA